Messenger RNA from Magallana angulata, 1542 nucleotides. RefSeq lists its product as uncharacterized. NCBI's taxonomy places the organism in Eukaryota, Metazoa, Mollusca, Bivalvia, Ostreida, Ostreidae. The transcript has 3 exons. The record is from RefSeq and is a predicted model, not a curated record. Gene Ontology annotation, cellular component: membrane. The coding region runs from base 31 to 915 and encodes 294 amino acids.
GGACUCGUCCAGGUAGACCAAACAUUCAAAAUGGCGUCUGGUAAAGGCGCAGGUAAACAAUAUCGAGAGAAGGGUGAGGGUUAUAUGUACUGGUUUGCCUUCCUUUGUUCAAUUUGUUCACUAGUUUUAGUCUUCGUUGCUUUCGCCUCCCCCUUUUGGUACAAAUCAUGGAGCCGAGUCCACAGUCCCCUGGCCAAUGUCGGGAUGUGGCACAUUUGUCUGUCGGGAUGGGUGAAGCCCCGGGACCCCAUGAUGAGAUCAUACGUAGGCUGCUGGUGGAUACAUUCCACGUUCUUUGAAGAAGUUUGGGACGACAUCAUGCCAGCCUGGUUCCGAGUUGUACAGACCGUGGUGGUCUUGACCCUGAUAAUAAACAUUGUUGCUGUGGGCAUGCUGUCAUUCUAUCUGGUGGACAGACUCAGGAUCAAAUACUACAACCCAAACCGAUACAGGGCCUUCAUGAUUAACUCGGUCCUCAUGUUCGUGUCAGGUGUUUUUGUGCUGAUUGUGGCUCUGAUGUUCCCGAUGUAUGCCAAAGAUCCGACCUGGAUGCCCCGCCCCUGGCUCAACUACCUGUCCUGGUCCUAUGGAUUCUUUGUCCUGUCCGGAUUCUUUGCUGUAUUCUCUGGAAUCUCACUGUUUUUGAAAUCAACAGAGAUCCAUCACAAGCCAGACAAAGCAACCAUGGAAAUAGAGAAGAAACUCGAGCUUCCCCACCUUCCAACAGGAAUGGCACCACCCAUGAGACCCCCUCAUUAUGAACCUAGCGAGCAAGGUGGUAGGAGUGUGGGGGGUUACAGCGUGGGACAAGCCAGCUUAGGGCAGGCAAGCAUGGGAAAAGCCAGCAUGGGACAGGCAAGCAUGGGCGCGGUCAGUCAAGGGGGUCAGAGCAAGCACUCUGAAUCCUUUGUAUAGUAUAGACCUUGGAGAGCUUCAAAAAUGUCAUUAGUCAGAACAUUCCAGUUCCUUACACAGAUCAUUUGAUGUAAUAAACCAAAGGAACAUCUUAUGCAUCGGUAUUUGCACGAUAUGAAACAUUCUAACAUUAUUCCAACACUUGACUAUUUUUAUUCCUUAUUUGGAAAUUUCAACAAAUUCUGUGUCAUUAUUUUUGCUAUGCAAUGUAAACAUGACCGGUAGAAUAAUAUUUGGGUUAAGGAUCCAAAUUCUUCCUUUUUGGAGAUAUAAUUAUUGUAGUGAUAAUUAAUCUUGUAUAUUGUUAAAGAUAUCUACAAUAUCUUGUGCCAUGUCAUCCAGAGGUUGUACAAAGGAUGCUAAGUUCUUAUAGACUCUCAGCAUUGUGUAUACUCUCUACUCAUGUGUAUAUAGUGGGCAGUGAACAUAACUCAUAUCAGUGCAUUUUUUUAUUCAUUUAAAUUAUCAUUUAUAUUCAUAAUUCAUUAGAAAAUUUUCAUCUUUGUAUAUAAAUCAGAUCAAUUUGUAGAAUAUAUUAAUCACAUAAUUUUUAUAUUAUUGUACAUGCAUUCGUAAUAUAUUUUAUACAUGAAACUGUAAUUUGAAAUAAACAUCUAAAUAUAUAAA